Molecule: messenger RNA, 384 nt
Organism: Schistosoma curassoni
Lineage: Eukaryota; Metazoa; Platyhelminthes; Trematoda; Strigeidida; Schistosomatidae
Source: the annotation of a GenBank genome assembly
AUGAUGAUGAUGAUGAUGAUGAUGAUGAUGAUGAAUGAUGAUGAUGAUGAUGAUGAUGAUGAUGAUGAUGAUGAUGAUGAUGAUGAUGAUGAUGAUGAUGAUGAUGAUGAUGAUGAUGAUGAUGAUGAUGAUGAUGAUGAUGAUGAUGAUGAUGAUGAUGAUGAUGAUGAUGAUGAUGAUGAUGAUGAUGAUGAUGAUGAGGAUGAGGAUGAUGAUGAUGAUGAUGAUGAUGAUGAUGAUGAUGAUGAUGAUGAUGAUGAUGAUGAUGAUGAUGAACGUCAUGAUGUCAAGAAAGGUAACCGAACUAUAAAAAUUUUUGCCGACUCAGUCUUGACUACUAACAACAAAUUGGCGUCAUUUAGUAAUUCAUUACCAUCCAUUUAA